AUGGCCUUGUCUGCUCUUGCAGUAGUGCUUCUUUUGGGCUUCACUACCUCUUCAAGUGCCACUUGGUGCGUUUGCAAGGAUGGAAGUGAUACCAUACUGCAGAAGACAUUAGACUAUGCUUGUGGAGCUGGGGCUGAUUGUAACCCUUUGCACCAAAAUGGCCCUUGUUUCCAACCCAACACUGUUAGAGCUCACUGUAACUAUGCAGUUAACAGCUAUUUCCAAAGGAAGGGUCAAGCUCAAGGCUCUUGUGACUUUGCAGGAACCGCCACUGUUACUGCAUCAGAUCCCAGUACUGCAGGAUGUUCCUACCCUGCGAGCGCCAGCACUGCAGGCACUGCAACACCCACUGGGACAACCACUGCUUCUUCUGGGACCUCUUCCUCUCCAUACAGUUCCACACCAGGAGGAGUAUUGGGAGGGAUUGGCAAUGGCAUGGGCCCUUCUGGAGUUGGCACCAACACAGAUGAUAGUCAUGGUGGGCUUAUGGACAUUAGUUUCUUCAUAUCCCUCUUGACAGGGUUGGUGAUGAUUCUGUACUGGUGGGGCUGA
This is a messenger RNA of Sphenostylis stenocarpa, 552 nucleotides long. Lineage: Eukaryota; Viridiplantae; Streptophyta; Magnoliopsida; Fabales; Fabaceae. The record is from the annotation of a GenBank genome assembly.